AUGUCAAAUAAGAUAGUGUCCGAUUUCGAUGAGUAUGGUGUCAGCGAAGAUGUGCUCGCAGAGCUGCAGAGCAAAUGGGAGAACAAGGUCAUAGCAUCCCACGUUGCGGAAUUUGAGGCACCCCCGCCUCCUGCACCUCCUCAGUACCCUCAUCAUUCUAUGAUAGUAUCGCACCCGCAUUACCACAACCCUUACGCGCCACCUCCGCCACCCGUUGUAGCUCCAGGCCAACCACACAUCAAGUCUGAGCCCAUAGACAGCCGAUACAUCCUUGGUGCUCAACCACAUUAUGCUGUUGCCCCUCUUCCAGGACCGCAAAUCCCUGGCAUUCGACAACCAACAUAUCAUCCAGUUCCUGCCGCUCGACCACCUGGCAAUACACCAACACCAGUGCCAGUAUCUGCACCCGCGCGACCUUACACUAUACAGAACGGGGGCGCUGUUCUGCCGCCUCAAGCUUACCAGCAGCCUCCACCCCACCAACCACAGCAGCAGCAGCAACAACAACAACAACCGCAGCCUCAGCGCAUACCGCAGGUGGACGGGCCAUCGUCGUCUGGCUCUGAGUCGCCUUCGCCCUCACCGCCACAAUACGCGCCGCGCUCGUCGCACCCGUCGUUACCACAGCCGGUACAGCAAUCCCCAAGUAAGCCCGACGACGAGGCAAUUAACAGCGAUCUGGACGAUUCGGACUCUGAAGGCGAGGACGACCCUGAUGAAGGCGGGCCAGGCGAAACCGACAUCGUGUUUUGCACGUACGAUAAGGUCGCACGAGUGAAAAACAAGUGGAAAUGCAUCUUGAAGGACGGAAUGAUUCACGUCAACGGCAAGGACUACCUCUUCGCGAAGUGCACAGGCGAAUUCGAGUGGUGAAACACCUGCACACUACGUCAUCAACACCCCGCUUCUCGCCACACACCUGCACACACGCACAACCUGCACACACGCACAACCUUGCCCUCUGCCCGCUCUAUCUUCGUCGCGCUUGUCUAUUCCAUGUUUUCUUUCCCUCGUUGUCGCACUACACAAUUACUGUACAGAUAUGACAUGUCUCUCCAUCCCUACAUGCUUAAGCAAUCCAUCGUUCGCCAUUGGGUUGGUCAGACCUAAUCAUACGAAAGUCCGUGUAAAAAAGUCCAGAUCAAUCACGCCACAGCCUUAGAAACGCCAGUGUACGGAAAACAUACGGAAGAUCGACUAAUAGUACAAUUACACAGUUUCAGUCAGGGGAUAUGAUCCGAGGACACGUCGGGCGUACAACAGCCCAGGUAUGGUAAAUGUCUGAAGAAGCAGUAUAUACCUCCAAUGGGUAUACAUGUGAAGGCGUCGCAUAAGCAUAAGUAGAUGAAUGAGCAUAUGUACGUAAAUAAUGCAAAUCAGCAGUGGUACGUCGAAUCUGUCGGCGCGCUAACAGAGACGGUAAUCCUGAGAUCCAGAAACGCAACAUCAGCGGAGAGACUGGUAAGGCGGUUAAGGCACCACGUAACAACAUAGCAUGGAUGAGUCAAGAGCGAUUGGCUGGCGGUCACCUAUAUAUCGUACACAACAUCUUCUGGGAAAUCAUGGGUGAAGGCGAGCAUUAUAUAGCUAGGGCUUACGCGCGCCUCGAGCCUAAGAUCUGCAGGGCCCGGUCAUCAAUGGGGUCCCUGUGGUACGGGUGAUGCCUGCGUAGAGCGUGCAGGGGCGCCAGGUGCCCAAUGGGAUCUCCGUCGCUAUCCAUUUCGAUUUCUUCGAUGGGUCCAUAAUUGGCAUCCAUCACCGCUGGGGCUUGCACGAAGGUGAAGUUUCCUGCGUCAGCGGACAUAUCGCUCCCUUGCGAAGAGUAUGACAAUUCCGAGUCGGUCACUGAAGGCGAUGAUGGGACGGAAUAAGAGCUUUGUUGCAGUGUGGUCUGGAUUGGCGCAGGAGCAAUGGGGUGAUAUGCUGUGCUCGAGACGUAGCCCUCAUGCACCGCCAACCAACUUGAAUUCACAUUCGGAGUACGUUCCACAGUCAGAUCAACGGAGAUAGGAUAGUUGUGGUAUGUGAGCUGUGUUGAAAGCGGGCGCAUGUUCUCAUCUGUGGUUGCUGACCAGAAUGAGUGAGAUUGAUCUUCUCGGUACAGGGUCUCGUCUGC
Messenger RNA from Heterobasidion irregulare TC 32-1, 2116 nucleotides. RefSeq lists its product as uncharacterized. Bases 1 to 873 code for a protein of 290 amino acids. NCBI's taxonomy places the organism in Eukaryota, Fungi, Basidiomycota, Agaricomycetes, Russulales, Bondarzewiaceae. Gene Ontology annotation, biological process: transcription by RNA polymerase II; transcription initiation at RNA polymerase II promoter. The transcript has 5 exons. The record is from RefSeq and is a predicted model, not a curated record. Gene Ontology annotation, cellular component: transcription factor TFIIA complex.